Molecule: messenger RNA, 200 nt
Organism: Sphenostylis stenocarpa
Lineage: Eukaryota; Viridiplantae; Streptophyta; Magnoliopsida; Fabales; Fabaceae
Source: the annotation of a GenBank genome assembly
AUGACUACUCAUGUAAUCAACUUUGAUCCAUGCAGAAACCAAAAGACAUUUUGUCCAAAAAAGAGUGCCCCAUCAGGAAGUAAGGUUGGUACUUUCACUCGUGGAAUGGGUGCUCAACUUGAAAAACACAUAGAUGCCACAUUGGGUAGUGGGAACUUGAGGGAAGUUGUUAAAUUGCCUCCUGGUGAAGAUAUUAAUGA